Molecule: messenger RNA, 1060 nt
Organism: Sebastes umbrosus (honeycomb rockfish)
Lineage: Eukaryota; Metazoa; Chordata; Actinopteri; Perciformes; Sebastidae
Gene: epdl1
Product: ependymin-like 1
Exons: 6
Coding region: 91-735 (214 amino acids)
Biological process (GO): cell-matrix adhesion
Cellular component (GO): extracellular region; lysosome
Molecular function (GO): calcium ion binding
Source: RefSeq, a predicted model, not a curated record
CCCUGAGCCUCAGUGUGUGUAUUUAUAAGGAAGUGACUCGAGCACCAGAGUGUUUGUUGGUUGCCUCUCAACGAGAGCGUUGAAUCCAAAAUGAUGAGACUCUUGGUGGUAUUAAUGUGCUUUCUGGCAGGCUGCCUGUCUCAGAGGCCUCGUCCAUGCUCAAGUCCUCCUCUAAUGAGCGGAACCUUCACUGUGACCACACAGAAUGAAAAGCUGUGGAUUUACUCCAAAUACCUGUACGAUGCAAUGGGAAAACGGAUGCGGCUCAUGGAGCUGGGCUCCUACGAGAACAAGUCAUUCACCUAUGAUGCUCUUCUGCUCUACAGAGAGGCUGCCAUGUAUGAGAUUAACGAACAUGACCGCACGUGCACCAAAAAGCCUCUGAAGACAGACUUCCAACCAAUGGGAAUCCCAAAAGAUGCGUCUCUGCUGGGCCAGAUUGUUCUGGGCAGCUCAGCUGGACCUCUAGAAGGACUCCUGGUCAACACUUGGGCGGGAGAUCUGCCAGAUAAAUCAGGGAAGUACAUGAGCACAGUCACUGAAUUCGGUUGCGUUCCUGUCAGCACUGUGUACCACACUGACAUGUAUGGAUGGGUGAUGAUAAGCCUCUAUAACAACGUCAUAGGGCUUGAUGACCCCGGUCUGCUCAACCCUCCAGACUUCUGCACGGGAGUGGAGAUGAAGGCUGACGAGGAGCCAGCAGACUUCCUCAGCUUGUUCCUUAACAAGCAUUGAGGGCCUCAAAUGGAGGCAAACAAGUGGAGCUACUGAAUCAGAGCUUUGUUAUGUGGUAUAUAUCGCAUUAACUCCUUACUAAGAACAUGUGUAAUUUCAAGCAUCUUGAGCAUCUCAGAAAAAUAUUCUGCAGGAUUUGACAUUUUCAUUUUUUUUUUUUAAAUCAUAUUUCUGUCUAGAACUUAAAGCUGCACUGAAUGAAUGUUUUCAUACUGACAAUGGAUUAAAAAAAAAACUCCCUCUUUCUAACACAUGCUGAUGUAUGACCACUUGUCUUUUUUUUUAUCAAUACUAAUAUGAGAAUAAAAAACAAAUGCAUAUAUUU